UUGGGGCCAAGACCCCAAGUUUCUUUGCCCCUAACUCUACCUCCUGGGCUCACAGACCAUCUUUCCCUCCCCCGUGCCCCGCCCCAGGCUGUGACUGGGCUGGACCCAGCAUGGACAAAGAAUAUUCACGUCCAGAGCCGAAUAAAACGAGAGCUCCAUGUUUCAGUCUCUGCUUGUCUGUGCCCAUUCCGGCCUCCUAAUCCGAGCCCGGUCCCUAAUAUAUUCUUCCCCUUUAUCCAUGCACCUGUUCCCUCACGGAAGUCCCUCUGGCUGUCUAACUUGAAUCCAAUCCUCCGUAGCGCCUCUUUCGCGCCAACUCAACUCAUGCAGCUGCACCUCCCGUGGGGGGCUUUGGUGGGCCGACCUGACCCCAAAGCAGCCCUCCGCCCCCCGCAGAGUGGUAGGGCUGCCAUCCGCUCCGGCUGGAUACCUCACGCGCGUGACUCGACUGUACUCAGAGGUGGGCUGUGCGUUCCAAGCUGAGCCCCGUUCCUCGAAGAGAAAGGAGAGCGAGAGAGACAAAGCGGCCUGGGGAGCCGAAGAGCCCGGUGCUCAGAGCGGAGAUGCUGCCUGAAACCGGGGAGGCCGAACGCUGGAGAAUCGGGCCGGGCAGCCGGAGACCGAGGACUGGGGAUCGAACGGAGGGAGCGGAUUGGACGCUGGGACCCGAAGGGGGCGGGGACAGGAGGCCGCGAUUGCAAGGGGGCGGGGACAAAGCCGGGGGCUGGAAUACCGGGCUAGGCGCACGCGAGACCGAAAUCGGGGUUCCUGGAUGUUGGACAAUCGGGGGCGGGCAGGAGCUCCGGAGACCCGUUGACCAAGUCGUGAACUCGUCGCACUGAGAUUGGACAUAUGCAAGUGGGAGACUUGGGUCCGGCGCUCUAAAUCGGGGGUCGGGGUGGGGGGUGUACUCGGGCUUGGUGCCCAGGAUCCGAUCGGCGGCCCCCUGACUCAGCGAGAGGUCUCCACUGACGUCCCCCAAAACACUGGGGUCUCGGGCUGGGACCCUCAAGACCCCUCAGGUGGGCUCUAGCGUGACAUGGCUGAAGCGCACCAGGCCGUGGGCUUCCGACCCUCGCUGACUUCGGACGGGGGGGAAGCGGAGCUCAGCGCGCCCGUCUUGCAGGAGAUCUACGUCUCCGGGCUGCGCUCCUGGAAAAGGCAUCUCUCCCGAUUCUGGAACGACUUCCUCACUGGUGUCUUCCCCGCCAGCCCCCUCAGCUGGCUCUUCCUCUUCAGUGCAAUCCAGCUUGCCUGGUUCCUCCAGCUGGAUCCUUCCCUAGGACUCAUGGAGAAGAUCAAAGAGUUGCUGCCAGACUGGGGCGGCCAGCACCACAGGCUUCGGGGGGUCCUGGCAGCGGCGCUGUUCGCCUCGUGUCUGUGGGGAGCCCUGAUCCUCACACUUCACAUCGCCCUGAGGCUGCUUCUGUCCUACCACGGCUGGCUCCUGGAACCCCACGGAGCCAUGUCCUCACCCACCAAGACCUGGCUGGCCCUGGUCCGCAUCUUCUCCGGCCGCCAUCCGAUGCUCUUCAGUUACCAGCGCUCCCUGCCGCGCCAGCCCGUGCCCUCCGUGCAGGACACCGUGCGCAAGUACCUGGAAUCUGUCCGGCCCGUCCUCUCCGACGAGGACUUCGACUGGACGGCGGGCCUAGCGCAGGAAUUCCUGAAGCUGCAGGCGUCGCUGCUGCAGUGGUACCUGCGGCUCAAGUCCUGGUGGGCGUCCAAUUACGUCAGUGACUGGUGGGAAGAAUUUGUGUACCUGCGCUCCCGCAACUCGCUGAUGGUGAACAGCAACUAUUAUAUGAUGGACUUCCUGUACGUCACGCCCACACCGGUGCAGGCGGCUCGCGCGGGGAACGCGGUCCACGCGCUCCUCCUGUACCGCCACCGCCUGAACCGCCAGGAGAUCCUGCCGACUUUGCUGAUGGGAAUGCGGCCCUUAUGCUCUGCCCAGUAUGAGAAGAUAUUCAACACCACGCGCAUUCCUGGCAUCCAAAAAGACCACAUCCGCCACCUCCGUGACAGCCGACACGUGGCCGUCUUCCACCGGGGCCGCUUCUUCCGCGUGGGGACCCACUCCCAAAGUGGCCUGCUGUCCCCGCGGGCCCUGGAGCAGCAGUUCCAGCGAAUCCUGGACGACCCCUCGCCCGCCUGCCCCCACGAGGAGCACCUGGCGGCUCUGACGGCCGCUCCCAGGGACAUGUGGGCCCAGGUGCGGAGGUCCCUGAAGACCCGGGCGGGGGAUGCCCUGGAGGCUGUGGAAGGGGCUGCUUUUUUUGUGUCACUCGACUCGGAGCCCGCGGGGCUGGCCAGGGAGGACCCCGCAGCCUCGCUGGAUGCCUAUGCCCACGCCCUGCUGGCAGGCAGGGGCCACGACCGCUGGUUUGACAAAUCCUUCAGCCUGAUGGUCUUCUCCAAUGGGAAGCUGGGCCUCAGCGUGGAGCACUCGUGGGCUGACUGCCCCAUCUCAGGACACAUGUGGGAGUUCACUCUGGCCACAGAAUGCUUUCAUCUCGGCUACUCGGCAGACGGCCAUUGCAAGGGGCACCCUGACCCCUCGCUGCCCCAUCCCCAGCGGCUGCACUGGGACCUUCCAGACAAGAUCCAUCUAUCCAUCUCUCUAGCGCUGAGGGGAGCCAAGACCUUGUCUGGAAACAUCGACUGCCACGUCUUCCCCUUCUCCCACUUCGGCAAGAGCUUCAUCAAACGCUGCCACCUGUCUUCAGACAGCUUCAUCCAGAUGGCCUUGCAGCUGGCCCACUUUCGGGACAGGGGUCAAUUCUGCCUGACUUAUGAGUCGACCAUGACCCGCUUGUUCCUGGAAGGCCGGACGGAGACGGUGCGAUCUUGCACGCGGGAGGCCUGCAACUUUGUGAGAGCCAUGGAGGACAGAGAGAAGACAGACCCACAGUGCCUCGCCUUGUUCCGCGUGGCGGUGGACAAACACCAGGCUCUGCUGAAGGCAGCCAUGAGCGGACAGGGGGUCGACCGUCACCUCUUCGCGCUCUACAUCGUGUCCCAAUUCCUCCACCUGCAGUCGCCCUUCCUGGACCAGGUUCACUCGGAGCAGUGGCAGCUGGCUACCAGCCAGAUCCCGGUUCAGCAAGUCCACCUGUUUGACGUCCACAACUACCCCGACUACGUUUCCUCUGGUGGUGGAUUCGGGCCUGCCGAUGACCAUGGUUACGGUGUUUCUUACAUCUUCAUGGGGGAUGACACGAUCACCUUCCACAUCUCCAGCAAAAAAUCAAGCACAAAAACGGACUCCCACCGGCUGGGGCAGCACAUCGAGGAUGCGUUGUUGGAUGUGGCCUCCUUGUUCCAGGAGGGGCAGCGUCUGAAGCGUGGGUGCAGAGGGCUAGGGCAGGACGACUCGGGACACAGGUGCGGCUCUCUCCCCUGCCACACUAGGGGCUCCAGGGCACCCACGACAUCCGCCAACUUUUGACCCCUUCCAGCGGGGAGCUGGUCUCCCCAGGAACUAGGGGGAAGGUCUCUAUGGCUGGGCUGGUGCAGGAUGGAGGCAGCCCGUUUGGAAAUCCCACAUCUGGUCCAAUAAAGCUGUGUAAGCUGGA
Molecule: messenger RNA, 3578 nt
Organism: Equus caballus (horse)
Lineage: Eukaryota; Metazoa; Chordata; Mammalia; Perissodactyla; Equidae
Gene: CPT1C
Product: carnitine palmitoyltransferase 1C
Biological process (GO): carnitine metabolic process; fatty acid metabolic process
Cellular component (GO): mitochondrion
Molecular function (GO): carnitine O-palmitoyltransferase activity
Source: RefSeq, a predicted model, not a curated record